UUUACAACCAUCAAAAUUUCCCUCGGAAAGAAUAGAAUCCACAGUUUCACUGUCGUUUUAUUGUAAUUUCUCCUGCGUUUUGCUCCUUUCUCCCCUCUAUUGAAGCCCUGAUGCUCGUCCAAGAUAUCCAAAAUUAAAAAGCAAAUAUCAAAGGGUUUUAUAUAAAGAAGGCGUUGAAUUAGGGCGUCGGCGAAUCGAAGCGCGUGACUGAUCGGACGUUCUGUUGGGGCGUGAGGCGGGAAAAUUGAUUCCGGUUGGGAGGAGAGUGGGCUGUUUUGAUGUUUUUGAUGGGCGAUCUCCGUGAUUGGUCGCCUGAACGAAACGGCGUCGUCGAGGAAGAGAGGUCUUCAUCGUCAUCGUCUUCAUCAUCGAAUCAAGCGGGGAUUGCUCUUGAGUAUUGGAAAAAGGCUGAGGAAGCGACGGAGGGGAUCAUAGCGCAGGUUCAACCAACUGUUGUUUCAGAAGACAGAAGAAAAGCGGUUAUCGAUUAUGUUCAGCAAUUACUUAAGAAUUAUCUUGGUUGCGAGGUAUUUCCAUUUGGGUCAGUGCCCUUGAAGACCUAUCUUCCUGAUGGAGAUAUUGAUUUGACGGCCUUCGGUGGCCUAAACUUUGAGGAGGCUCUGGCCAAUGAUGUAUGUUCCGUCCUUGAAAGAGGAGACCAUAACAAAGCUGCAGAGUUUGUGGUGAAGGAUGUCCAAUUGAUUCGGGCUGAGGUAAAGCUUGUGAAGUGUCUAGUGCAGAAUAUUGUGGUAGACAUCUCUUUUAAUCAGUUAGGGGGGCUAUGUACCUUGUGCUUUCUUGAGCAGGUUGACCGUCUUAUUGGAAAAGAUCAUCUAUUUAAACGCAGUAUUAUACUAAUAAAGGCUUGGUGCUACUAUGAGAGUCGUAUUCUUGGGGCUCAUCAUGGCUUGAUUUCUACCUAUGCUCUGGAGACUUUGGUGCUGUACAUUUUCCAUCUUUUCCACUCAUCACUAGAUGGUCCUUUAGCGGUUUUAUAUAAAUUUUUGGAUUACUUUAGCAAAUUUGAUUGGGAAAGCUACUGCAUCAGUUUGAAUGGCCCAAUCCAUAUAUCAUCCCUGCCAGAUUUUGUGGUUGAGACACCUGAAAAUGGUGGGGGAGAUUUUCUUCUCAGUGAUGAUUUUCUGAAGCAAUGUGUGGAAAUGUUCUCAGUUCCACCAAGAGCAUUCGAGACUAAUUCACGUACAUUUCCACAAAAGCAUCUAAAUAUAGUAGAUCCUUUAAGAGAAAAUAACAAUCUUGGUCGUAGUGUGAGCAAAGGAAACUUUUUUCGUAUAAGAAGUGCUUUCACUUACGGGGCUCGGAAGCUAGGGCGCAUUCUUUCCCAGGCAGAAGAAAGCAUAGCAGAAGAACUUUGUAAGUUUUUCUCAAACACUCUGGAUAGGCAUGGAAGCGGACAGAGGCCUGAUGUUCAAGAUCCCGCCCCGUUGUCCAGAUUCUGUGGAUUUGGUGCUACAUCAUCAUUUUCAGGUGCAGACUCAGUUCAAGAUCAAACCUUUUAUGAAUCAGAAUCUUCAAAUUCUACAAAUGCUACAAGUGUUUCAGGAAUCCAUCCGUCAUUAGACACUGAAGACCUGGCAACUUCCAAAAUUCGAGGUCUUGUGAUUUCAAAUGAUGCAAAGAAACCUUGCACUCCAAGUGCAGAGGGCAAUAUUUCUUCAUCUGAUAAUGUAUGGCAUGCACCUCAUCUCUAUUUUUCUAGCUCAUCUCUGGAUAAUGGAGAUAUAAAAAAUGGAAAUGAAGAAAGCAAACAGCCAGAAAGUUCUGGCUUUGCUGAAAAGAGCAUAACUUCCAGUAUUCUUCCAGCAACUUGGGAGUUGGGAACUAAUGUACAUGGUGAUCUGAUUGAGAAGCAGUUGGUUAAUAGUCAAGGGGUUCAGUCCCCUGUUGGAUUAAAGCACCAUUCAUUGAUUUCAAAUUCUGCUUGGUCAUCUGAGAAUCUAUAUCCUGCAUAUUCUGGUUAUCCAACUUCCAUUAGUGCUGCUGGAAUUCAGGAAGCUUUGAGCUCAUUGUCAGAUCUCUGUGGGGAUUAUGAUUCUCACUUUCAGAGUUUGAAUUAUGGUCGAUGGUUCUAUGGCUAUGCCUUAAGUGCAUCUGUUCCUCCAAUUUCCUCAUCUUUGGUUUCCCAGUUCCAGGGAAAAAAUUCAUGGGAGGUAAUACGAAAGUUCGUGCAGUGGCAAAAUGCAAUUUCCCCGAUGAACGCUAAUGGUGUUGUUGCAGGGCAAGCCUACUACCCCAUGAACCCUCCAAUGCUACAUGGUGCAAGCUUUGGAAUGGACGAAAUGCCAAAGCCUCGAGGAACAGGGACAUACUUUCCUAAUCCCAACACGAACCAUUACUGGGAUAGAUCCUUGACAUCAAGUGGAAGAAGCCCUGCACCAGCAAGGUCUCCUCGUAACAAUGGCCAUUCCAUUACAUCCUUAGAAACAAGUUCACCAGAGAGAAGCAGUCAUGAACUAGCACAGGUGCUGUCAGUAAAUCAAGGUGGUAAAAAAUUUGGGUCCUCGGAGCUUCGCCAUUCUAGUUCUAAAAGAGUGUUAUCCCGUAGUGCUAGUGGCCCAAUACAUCAGCCAGACAGGGUUGUAGAAUUUGGGUCAAUUGGGCCCCUACCGUUGGGUUCAACCUCUCCAGAAGGCAGCAAACAACUAAAUCCAGGUUCUCCUCAUGCUCAAAAUUCAAGUGCAAGUCAUCCACAAAUAGGAAUGCCGAGGCCAAAAUCAGCUAUGAGCAUCAAUCAGAACAGGGUACUUGCACAAUCAUUCCAUCUAAAGAAUGAAGAAGAUUUCCCACCUUUAUCCAUCUGACUGCGGACUAGUUAAAACUAACAAAGGACAGGCAGGCAGGCAGCCUGAGGUCCAGCACUCAGCUUGUGUGAGUACUUGGUUACUUUGAAAGCCAUUUCCAAAGCUCUUUUGUGUAUGGAGUUUGAUUAUCAUUAGUAAUAUUUUUGUGUGGUUGGAAAGGUGGCAUUUUGUACAUUCUCACUAAUUUUAUAUCCGUUUUAAUCAUCCUCGUAGUUGUAGCCCAUGUACUUUAUAUAGUGAGCUGUUAUUGUAUAGGAUUUGUGGAAUUAUGCCAUUGUUUAAU
Hibiscus syriacus is the source of this 3105-nucleotide messenger RNA. RefSeq lists its product as uncharacterized. The record is from RefSeq and is a predicted model, not a curated record. The transcript is spliced from 9 exons. Lineage: Eukaryota; Viridiplantae; Streptophyta; Magnoliopsida; Malvales; Malvaceae. Bases 279 to 2822 code for a protein of 847 amino acids.